CACACACAAACACACACACAGUCCAUUAAGCCUUGCAGAAGAAUCAUCUGUGAUUGAGCAGCUCUGGGACACAGACGGAAACAGGCUCUCUGAGGAAAAGAACAAUGUCCGGUCCAAGGCCCGUGGUGCUGAGCGGCCCCUCCGGCGCAGGGAAGAGCACUCUGAUGAAGAGGCUGAUGAAGGAUCAUGAAGGCGUGUUCGGAUUCAGCGUGUCACACACGACAAGAAACCCACGACCAGGAGAGGAAGAUGGCAAAGGGCUGAACAAGCUCCCCAUGCUUCUGGGGGCUAUGUUACUGCCCGUAGCAGACAUCUUUUCCUCGGAAGACUUAGAAGUGUCAACCUCAGUUUUGAGUCCAAACGAAUCAGAAAGCACAGAGACAGAUUACCACUUCACAACGAGAGAGGCCAUGGAGGAGGGAAUCAGCAAUGGCGACUUCAUUGAGAAUGCACAGUUUUCCGGCAACAUGUACGGAACAAGCACAGCAGCUGUAGAAGACGUGCUGGCCAGGAACCUAAUCUGCAUCCUUGAUGUGGACAUCCAGGGGGUGAACAGGAUUAAACAGACUGACCUGAACCCCAUCUACAUCUCCAUCCAGCCUCCUUCCAUGGAGAUCCUAGAAGCACGUCUGAGGGACCGGCAGACAGAAACAGAGGAGAGUUUACAGAAACGUCUGGAUGCGGCGCGCAUCGACAUGGAGCUCAGUAAGGAGCCAGGAGUGUUUGAUGUUGUUAUUAUCAAUGAUGACUUAGAGAGGGCCUACAAGGAGCUGAAAGAUAUCCUCAAUGAGGAAAUCCAAAAAGUUCAGGAGGCCAAAUAAGAAGGAAACCUUAUCCAUCACUUGUCAAUCUGGCCUGAGUGACCCCAUCUUCACUGAAACACCUGAAGAAAAGCUCAGAUGGAAAAGAGGGACUCUGAAUUGAUUAUUGUUUUUUCAGUUAGGAGAAUAGGAAAUAGUUGUGUUCUGUUGAAUUCUAGUAUAGUAGAAACUCACAUUUAAAUGUAAAAUCUAAAUGAUGCUGAUUUAUAUUGAGGGAAAUAUGAAAUAAAACCCCUGUUCAUACUACAUUCAAAAAUAUGUGUGUAUGUUUGUGUGUGAGGCUGAAUAAAGUGUGAGGACAACGAUUGAUCA
Molecule: messenger RNA, 1133 nt
Organism: Platichthys flesus (European flounder)
Lineage: Eukaryota; Metazoa; Chordata; Actinopteri; Pleuronectiformes; Pleuronectidae
Gene: guk1b
Product: guanylate kinase 1b
Exons: 9
Coding region: 105-821 (238 amino acids)
Biological process (GO): purine nucleotide metabolic process
Cellular component (GO): cytosol
Molecular function (GO): GMP kinase activity
Source: RefSeq, a predicted model, not a curated record